AAACGAUUAGAGAAUUCAGUUGCCGCCGGUCGGUCGUUGCGAGAGGUCACGCGCUAACGGAUACAAUUGAAUUUUAUCACAAUGAAUUAUAACACUCUCGGUUCAACAGGGAUGAAAGUUUCUCACGUAAGCAUAGGAGGUGCAGCAUUCACUAAUAUAUACGGAACAUUCAAUGAGCAAAGCGGCAUAGAUCUAAUAAAAGAGUCAAUGAAACGAGGGAUAAACUAUUUGGAAACUGGCCGUUGGUAUGGUCAAGGUAGUUCGGAGAAAACUAUCGGAAAGGCACUCAAAGGUGUACCCAGAGAUUCAUUCUACAUAGGCAGCAAAGUUGGACGAUAUGAAAAAGAAACUGCCAAAAUGUUUGACUUUUCAGCCGAAAGAACUGAAAUAGGCGUGGAUAAUACAUUGGAGCUCCUUGGUUUAGAUUACGUCGAUUUAAUUCAGGUUCAUGAUGUCACGUUCGCGCCAGAUACAUCAGUAAUUUUAAAAGAAACCUUACCCGCUCUGGAACGCGCAGUCCGUGAUGGGAAAGCACGUUUUAUUGGUUUAGCUGAUUAUGACAUAGAUCUGAUGCAGGAAAUAGUUGAAGAAUCAGAAAUCAAGAUAUCAACUGUAUUGUCCUACGCUAAAUCAACACUUUUUGAUAAUAGGUUACAAAACUACGUUAAAUACUUUAAGGAUAAAGGAAUUGGUAUAAUUAACGCAGCGGCGACAGGUAUGGGGCUGCUUACCAACAAAGGCCCUCAACCCUGGCAUCCAGCAAGCGAUGAUAUUAAAGCUAUUUGUAAGAAAGCCUCAGAAUUUUGUAAGGAACAUAAUGUAGAACUAGCUAGAAUAGCCACUUGGUUUACAUUAAACCAACCAGGCAUAGACACGAAUAUCUGUGGUUUCUACAGCAUGGAACAAAUGGUGGACACCCUUGGAGUCUUACAGGAAGGUUUAACAGAUCACGAAAAGAAAAUAUUAGCCGAGGUUCAGAUGAGAUAUUUUGAUAAGAUCACUUUACAUUGGGACGAUGUUGAAUUACCCGCCCACAAAGCCAAGCUAAAUGAAUUAAAAGGAAAUCAAUAGCCCACCAAAGUUAUGUGUAUUAUAUUUUUGUAUUUGAGAUUAAAGUAUCUUUUUAAAAUAAAAGUCAUAA
Zerene cesonia (dogface butterfly) is the source of this 1141-nucleotide messenger RNA. RefSeq names its product L-galactose dehydrogenase-like. Gene Ontology annotation, molecular function: L-galactose dehydrogenase activity. Gene Ontology annotation, cellular component: cytosol. The record is from RefSeq and is a predicted model, not a curated record. NCBI's taxonomy places the organism in Eukaryota, Metazoa, Arthropoda, Insecta, Lepidoptera, Pieridae. The coding region runs from base 82 to 1071 and encodes 329 amino acids. The transcript is spliced from 7 exons.